Molecule: messenger RNA, 849 nt
Organism: Sparassis crispa
Lineage: Eukaryota; Fungi; Basidiomycota; Agaricomycetes; Polyporales; Sparassidaceae
Product: Arginine--tRNA ligase, cytoplasmic
Exons: 4
Coding region: 1-849 (282 amino acids)
Biological process (GO): mitochondrial translation; arginyl-tRNA aminoacylation
Cellular component (GO): mitochondrion
Molecular function (GO): arginine-tRNA ligase activity; ATP binding
Source: RefSeq, a predicted model, not a curated record
AUGCAGUUCAGUUUGAUCGCAGUGGGUUUCGAGAAGUACGGUUCGCGUGAGGCGCUUGAGCAGGACGCGAUAAAACACUUAUUAGACUUAUACGUGAAGGUGAACGCGGAUGCGGACGAAGAUCCAGCGGGGAGGGCUGAGGUGGCGGCAUUCUUCAUGCGAAUGCAGGAUGUGCGGCUGAACAUGCACUUCGACAUGUACACGGGUGAGAGCCGCGUGAGCAAGGAGUCGAUGGACAACGCGCUUGCCCAGCUGGACGAGAUGGGCCUCAUCGAAGACGAGGAAGUCGCGAAGUGUGUGGAUCUAAAGAAAUACAAGCUGGGAAAGGCUGUCGUGCGGAAAAAGGAUGGAACAUCUAUUUAUCUCAUGCGGGAUAUCGGUGGGGCGAUCGAACGAUACGAAAAAUACAAGUUUGAUAAGAUGAUCUACGUCAUCUCAUCGCAGCAAGAUAUGCAUCUCUUACAGUUCUUCAAGGUUCUAAAGCUAGUGGGCUACGAGUGGGCGGAUCAUCUGGAGCACGUCAACUAUGGCCUAGUGCUCGGUAUGAGCACGCAAAAGGGCAAUCAGAUUAUCCGCGAAGCCACUUCAGUCAUGCACCAACAUACGAAGGGGAAUGAGGAUAAGUGCAGCUCCAUCGAAGACCCUGAGGCGACAUCUCAGGAGAUCGGUAUCACUGGUGUCAAAGUCCAAGACAUGGCUGCGAAACGAAUGAACAUUUAUACGUUCAAUUGGGAUCGUAUGCUCUCCUUCGAAGGCGACACGGGCCCUUACCUACAAUACGCUCUUGUCGGAUUCUGCUCCAUCUCCCGCAAAAAUGCGGAGCUCUUCCCACUCCCGCCGCGCAGCUAG